AUGAGCGCCGCAAGUAGCAGACAGCGACAGAACCAGUCGAAGCGUGAUGAGGCUAUCCGACGCAAGAUGGAGGCCGACCUCAACAAGAAGAGGAACGCCCCGACCAAGUCGAGAAGCUCCCGCAAAGCGCCUCCGGGAACCGUGCUCGCCCUGAAGCCUAGCCAGGCCCUCCAGAUCAAGCCCUCCAUGAGCAUCGCCGAGGCCGCCCAACUUAUGGCCGCCAAGAGGGAGGACUGCGUUUUGGUGACCGACGACAAUGAGCGCAUCGCGGGUAUUUUCACUGCCAAGGAUCUGGCCUUCCGAGUCAUUGGAAUGGGCCUGAAGGCGCGAGAGGUCUCCGUCGCGGAGAUCAUGACCAAGAACCCCCUUUGUGCGCGAACGGACACCAGCGCUACCGAUGCGCUUGACCUUAUGGUGCGGAAGGGAUUCAGACAUUUGCCAGUCAUGGAUGAGAACCAAGACAUUUCUGGUGUUUUGGAUAUCACUAAGUGUUUCUACGAUGCUAUGGAGAAGUUGGAACGCGCGUAUAGCUCGUCUCGAAAGCUUUACGAUGCGCUGGAGGGUGUGCAGACGGAGCUUGGUUCUAGUCAACCCCAGCAGGUCAUCCAAUAUGUUGAAGCAUUGCGUUCCAAAAUGUCCGGUCCCACCCUUGAGAGUGUUUUAGACGGAUUGCCUCCUAUCACUGUGUCAGUCCGCACCACCGUUAAGGACGCCGCGGCUCUGAUGAAGGAACACCACACUACAGCUUUGCUGGUCCAAGAUCAGGGCUCAAUCACCGGUAUCUUCACCAGCAAGGAUAUCGUUCUUCGCGUUAUCGCUCCCGGCCUCGAUCCCUCGACUUGCAGUGUUGUCCGUGUUAUGACUCCUCACCCCGACUUUGCCCCGUCGGAUAUGAGCAUUCAAGCUGCGCUUCGCAAGAUGCAUGAUGGUCACUACCUGAACCUGCCCGUGAUGAACGAGGGAGGUGAAAUUGUCGGCAUGGUGGAUGUGUUGAAACUUACAUAUGCCACUCUUGAACAGAUCAACACCAUGUCAACCCAAGACGAUGAGGGACCCGCAUGGAACAAGUUCUGGUUAUCAAUGGAUCAUGAAUCCGACUCCAUGGUCUCUGGCAGCCAGAGCCAACAACCGCAUACCCCACACCGCUCCGUUAUGAGCCCCGAUCUCACUCGCUCCGGCUAUGACAACAGUCUUCUUCCCAAUGACUCGGCAUCCCACCACGGUGAUGAGCAUUCCGAAGUUGCUUCCCAUCACCACACAGCGGAACACAAUGCUACUACUCCGUUCCCCUUCAAGUUCAAGGCCCCAGGUGGCCGAGUGCACCGCGUGAAUGUGCUUACCGCCAACGGCAUUACCGACCUUGUGUCGCAGGUCACCGCGAAACUUGGCAAGGAUCUUGAGGCUGUUGGUGGAGAGGCUACUGUCGACGAGGGUCGACUGAGCAACACCGGGUAUGCGCUCAGCUACAUGGAUAACGAGGGUGAUACGGUCUCCAUCACCACUGACCAGGAUAUGAUUGAUGCCAUCGAUCUGGCCCGUCGUGCCCGCCGCGAUAAAGUCGAUUUGUUUGUCCACGACCCCGCUCAGCCACCUAUCCCUGCCACCGUUGAGCCCCAACCCGUUAAGGUUGUGACCCCUGUCGAGGAGCAAAGCAUUGCUGAAGAAGCUGUCUCGGAAGACUCCCCUGUGAGCAAGCCCCGGCAGCAACAGCAAGCUGUGCCCAAACACUCGCCCGAGGAGCAGCUGAUUGCUGGCGUUCCCAACGACUUGUUGCUUCCCGGUGCUAUUGUCACUUUAGCUGCGGUCAUUGCUGGCGUGUUCAUUCUCAGCCGCCCCAGUGGCCGUUAA
This is a messenger RNA of Penicillium bovifimosum, 1848 nucleotides long. RefSeq names its product CBS and PB1 domain protein. Lineage: Eukaryota; Fungi; Ascomycota; Eurotiomycetes; Eurotiales; Aspergillaceae. The transcript is spliced from 4 exons. Gene Ontology annotation, molecular function: protein binding. The coding region runs from base 1 to 1848 and encodes 615 amino acids. The record is from RefSeq and is a predicted model, not a curated record.